GUGUGUGAGCUAGGCGAGGGAACAAUAACCCGAGAACAAAUGCAAGGACUUCCUGUGCAAAGUUUGUGGUUUUUACGGUAGUAGCCUCAAAAGGAAGUUUACCGCAUAGUGUAAAUACUGAAGUGGAAUCACAUGGGUUAUAGUACUACAAGUUGUAAGACAACAACACGACCCAGUACGUUACAAAACCAUGCCUGUACAGUGCUGCAGAGUAGAUGCUUACCACUUCUAGCCUGCCCGAUACCAUCCCGUAUCGAGUUGUUAUAAGAGUGAUAAACAGACGGGCUUAUUUGUGGGUCGUGAAACUCUUCUCUAUUAACAAUGACUGUUUCUGUUCGUGUUCAGCCUGUUACAGGAUCUCGGCUAAAAUCAUGGUUUUCGACGGAAGAAUUCAGAGUUCUUUUAUUGGACUGUAGAUCGUUUGUAUGUUACAACAGUCUACACAUCGUCGACGCAUUGAACGUCCACUGUCCACUGCUACUGAAGCGCCGCUCCAACGGCCCGCUGCCGGUGGACCAUCUCGUAACGUGCGCUGAUGCUCGGUCGAGACUCCUUGCAGGUUUCUACCAGGCAGUUUUGGUAUACGAUGAAGAAUCGGUGCAGACAGCCAGCGAAGUAUCACAAGGGAACAUGACGUGGGUUUUAGAGACGUUAUUUCAGGAACCACUUCUUCAACUCUCCGUGAAGAUUUUUUCUCUUGUUGGUGGUUUUAACCAAUUCUCUGUAGAGUUUCCCUCACUGUGUGUGGGUUCACCAACCAAAUCAAUUUUCAACAUGCCAUCUCCACCGCUUGCUCCGCUCAACCUCACCCCUUCGACAUAUCGCCACCAAUGCUCGGACAAGCGCCCGUCCACACCCACCGCUGCAACCCCCACCGCUCCUCCACGUAGCCCCCGUCCCCCACUGCAACGACGUGGCCCCGCUCUCUCACUGGCACUGCCAACCAUCAAAUGUACCCAAGUACCCGAAUCGUCCAGAUCGUCCAAAUACAGCACUGCCUCAACAACCUCCAGACCUACCACACCUCUAGUGCCUAAAGGAUGUCCGCAGAUUGGACAGUCUGGUCCAGGAUACGAGUGCAAUGCUCCUGUAAGGCUACUUCCUCAUCUAUACCUGGGGAGCAACUUCCACGCCUCCAGAUUAGCUGUCUUGGAAGAACACGGCAUUACAGCUGUAUUAAACGUUUCCAGGCUACCCAACUACUUCCCAACGUGUUUCAGAUAUAUGCAGAUCCUAGUCGAUGAUAACACAGAUGCAGAUCUAUUGCCCUGGUUCGAGGAAGCCAAUAACUUUAUCGAUUCUAUCGAGAGAUGUAAAGGUCGAGUCCUAGUCCACUGUCAUGCCGGUAUUAGCCGCUCAGCAACGAUUUGUCUGGCAUACCUCAUGAAAGUCCGGCAAAUCCGCCUGGAGGAAGCCUUCGAGUUUGUCCGUAGCGAGCGAACCGUCAUCUCGCCCAACCUCGCCUUCAUGUUGCAACUGCUGCGUUUUGAGAACGAACUAGCGAGCAGUCGAAAAGAGAACACCGAUCAGAACUCACCUUGUAAUAACCAUACCAGUAAUACUUUCUUCAGUAAUAGCGCAUCCGCAUGUAGUUCAACCACCAAGUAUUCAGAUUCGGCAUUCUCACCGACAUUAAGUCCUGCCUCCCCCACGACGACGAUGACGACGACGACGGGGAAACCUUCAUCCACGAGACAGCUCAGUUUGGGUAACUCUCCGUUGUUGAUAAAGAGGAUGGCGCGGAGUGUGUCUCGAUCCAAGAGUCAGAACUCGAGUCCUGUCGGUACGGACGCAAGGAAACAGACCUUGGCUUUCAAUUUCAAUCUUCCCGUCUUACCGAAAAGCGUCUCAGCUCAUUCAUGUGCCUUGGAAUGCACAGAUCUUAGCCCAACACCGAGUCCAAUCUUCUUUCCCAUGUGAUACAAACCAAGACACGACUCGGUCGUCAUUAUAUUUUUAUAAACUUUACUUUUUUAUUGAGUUUCUGCCCACGAAGGACCGACACUGUUCAUGCGAGUUAUUGUUCUAAUGGCCGAACUAAUUCUUUGAACCGAAAUCUCGCCAAAAUGUUGACAUUCCUUGAGGGAAAAGGUUAUAAAUGUUAAAUGUUUUUCAUGAUUUGAUGAUGAAGGUUUCUUAGUUGAUACGUUCAAGUUUUCUGUAUAUUUUCAAUGUGUUUCAGUAUUCAUACUACCAGAGAAAGGUUGUACAUAUUUGAUAUUGUUAAUCUCUGGAUGUUCUGUUGUAUCUAACUUAAAGGCUGAUAGAUUUUGUUGUUUCUUUGUUACGUUUUCAUGAGUAAAACUGUUCUUUUUUACUUUCAUUUUAUUACAUUUCUUACGAUGAUACCUGAAAGGUCCCUUUGUUAAUGUCUUGAAUACUUUCAUAUUUAUGUGUUCAUAAUUUGAUUUUAUAACCUGAUAAAAGAUUAAAGAUUGCUUUCGAGGAGUACAGAUGAAAUAGUGCCUAAAUUAUGUUAUCAUGACAUUAAUCGUUUUCGAAUACUUAUUUCUUUACAUAUUACAAAAAUGCGAUACCGUCCCAAAUCUUGUGAAAAUGAAACAUUUUUCUUUAAAAACUUCUUCUUUUUUAAAGCAAAAUUGAAUAGUGAGAGGUGGGGGAGGGGAGGAGAGAGAGAGAGGGGCGUGAUUCAACGUUUAAUGCCAAGAAAACAAUGCUUACAUUACAGCAUUCUUUUGUACAUGUAUUAGAUAUAUGUGGUAAUGUUGUGCUAACUACUAUUGUUCUGUUGUUGCAAUAAGUUGAGAGAUCAUGCAAAUAUUGUUGUCAUGGUGCUUUUGAAUUUGUUCUAACUUUGAUAUUCGCAUUAUUAUGUAUGAAGGAAACUUUGUAAUUUUGUACGUUUGUUAUCAAUGGGAAGACAAAAAUCAUGGUUUUUAUGUUUUUGCAUUUGUAAUGGAUGCUCAGUAAGAAAAUGUGUUGAUAUUUAUUAGUUUGUGAUUGUAUGUCUGUUGAUCGGUAGUUCUGUACCAUUUUUGCUUGCCAUGGCAGAGCCGUGCAAUAUUCGUUUCAAAUGAGUUCGUUAUAAUGUGUUCACUUUUAAAGCUACUUACAUCAUGAUUUUACUCAUUUUAUUCAUUUAUUUGAUCAUAAUCAUUGUUACCAUGAAAGAUAUACAAAUUUAGUUUCGUUGAUGGUAUAUUUCUUUGACAAUAGUUUUUAUGGUUAUGCUUAAAAGCAUUGGUAAUAAAUCCGUUGAAAACUUUUAUGUGAAUCGCAUUCAAUUAUCUAUUUUAUGUUCAUUGUUUUGUUUUGCUUUGCUAAGGCGGAGAUAUUCAAAGAAAUGAAAAACAAGUGAAAUCAAUCGAUAAGAUUAUGUGUCAAGCUGUAUAUGAUUUUGUUCACACAUGCAAUGCCAAGAUUAUUUAUGAAUAAAGAACAAUGUCCUUGGGCCAAUGAAAAUCAAACAAA
Messenger RNA from Strongylocentrotus purpuratus (purple sea urchin), 3432 nucleotides. Its product is annotated as dual specificity protein phosphatase 4. The coding region runs from base 322 to 1920 and encodes 532 amino acids. Gene Ontology annotation, molecular function: protein tyrosine/threonine phosphatase activity; MAP kinase tyrosine/serine/threonine phosphatase activity. Lineage: Eukaryota; Metazoa; Echinodermata; Echinoidea; Camarodonta; Strongylocentrotidae. The transcript is spliced from 3 exons. Gene Ontology annotation, cellular component: nucleus; cytoplasm. The record is from RefSeq and is a predicted model, not a curated record. Gene Ontology annotation, biological process: endoderm formation; protein dephosphorylation; negative regulation of MAPK cascade.